Molecule: messenger RNA, 686 nt
Organism: Clunio marinus
Lineage: Eukaryota; Metazoa; Arthropoda; Insecta; Diptera; Chironomidae
Source: the annotation of a GenBank genome assembly
UUAAAUGCGUGACAAAAUAUUUUGCAAAUUUUAAUUUUAAUUACGAAAUGUCAUAAGAAGUGAAAAUAUAAUGUAUUUAGCAUUAUAAUUUAUUAUCUUAAUCAUUAAAUCAUGAAGAAUUUAAUUUUAAUAACAUAAGAUUAAAUUCUUACUUUGAUAUUUAUAACGGUAAAAAUUUCAAAUAUAUCCGCAAUUUUCUGGCAUGGAAUAAUUUUUCCGCAAUAAUCUGGUUGUGGAAUAGUUUAUUUCCGGAAAUAUAUAUUCUUCUCGUUUUUUUAAACUUCACUUGAAUUUGAGUUGAACCUUUCAAAAUGACCAGAAUUUCGUUUUAUUUCACAGUUUUCUUGUGCAUUUAUGCUCUUGCCAUCAUCGGCUUGGUAAAUGCUGGAGGUGAUGUGCCUUCUUCUAAACCAGAAUGUGGACUUGUUUCCCUACCUUGUGCAACGCUUAAUUGCCCAGAAGGUGUCGAAAAGAUUUAUGAAGGUGCCGGAUUCUGCUGUUGUUACUUUUAAUUUGGUCACUUCAGCUGAACAGUUCUGUUAAAAAGUUGUUUUGUUCUCCAAGGUUAAAAUCAAUAAAUAAAUCUAACAAUGAUGAUUUAAGUUUCGUCUUAACUUAUCAAUUUAACUGUAAAUUACAAAAAAGAAAUACCUAAAUAAACAUUACAACUUGUGAGCUUUAACAAA